This is a messenger RNA of Blepharisma stoltei, 1200 nucleotides long. The record is from the annotation of a GenBank genome assembly. NCBI's taxonomy places the organism in Eukaryota, Ciliophora, Heterotrichea, Heterotrichida, Blepharismidae.
AUGCAUAGACUUUCUCUUAUCAGCAAUCAUUUAUCUCAACAACCUGAAGUCUGUAUAGUUGCUGCUGGAAGAUCGCCAAUAGGAUCAUACAAAGGUGACCUAUCAGCUUAUUUUGCCACUGAUUUAGCAGCUUACACUCUCAAAGAAACCUUGAAAAAGUUCCACAUAAAUCCCAGCCUAGUCCAAGAACUUUAUCUAGGAAAUGUGUAUCCAGCUGGUCUUGGCCAGUCACCAGCUAAACAAGUAGCUAUUAAAGCUGGCCUUUCUGAGUCUUGUAUAUGCACAAAUGUCAAUAAAGUCUGCAGCAGUGGGAUGUUUGCAAUUAGUUCGGCUGUAAUGACGAUCAGACAAGGAUUAGAAGAUGUUAUAGUGGCUGGUGGGGUUGAAAUUAUGUCAAAUGUCCCUUAUUAUCAACAAAGAGGAAGCUUGAAUAGAGGAGACUCUGUGCUUGUGGAUGGGCUGCUAAAAGAUGGACUAAUGGAUGCCAGGUAUAACAUUCAUAUGGGAGAAUGUGCUGAAAGAUGUGCAGAAAAAUAUAAUGUGACGAGAGAAGAAAUGGAUAAUUUUUCUAAAAAUACCCAUGAAAAAGCUAGAAAGGCUUGGGAAAAUGGAAAAUUCAAUAAUGAAGUCAUCCCAGUGCCAAAUUUAAAGAAAAAAGGAAACUUCAUUGAAAAAGAUGCAUUAAAACAAGGCGAGCUAAAUUUCGGAAAACUAAGACCUGCAUUUAGAAAGGAAAACGGCAAAGUUACAGCAGGGAAUGCCUCAUCAUUAAAUGAUGGAGCUGCUAUGGUCGUGCUAUGUUCAAGGGCAAAAGCACAAGAAAUGGGGUGGGAAGUCUUAGGAACUAUUAUGAGUUUUGCCCACGCAGAGCAAAAUAACGUUGAAUUUACAACAUCGCCAAAUUUAGCUGUUAGAAAAGCUGUAGAAAAAGCUGGGCUAAGCUUAGGUGAUAUCGAGCUUUUUGAAUUAAAUGAAGCAUUUGCAGUUGUUGGGAUUGUUAAUACAAGGCUGCUUGGUAUUGGGGAAGAAAAAGUGAAUAUUUAUGGAGGGGCUGUUGCGCUUGGACACCCACUUGGAUGCUCUGGAGCUAGAAUUGUGAUAACUUUACUAUCAGCACUAAGACAAGAAGGGAAAAGAAUAGGAGUUGCCGGGAUAUGUAACGGCGGGGGAGGAGCAACUGCAUUGGUAUUAAAAGUUUAA